Molecule: messenger RNA, 2383 nt
Organism: Miniopterus natalensis
Lineage: Eukaryota; Metazoa; Chordata; Mammalia; Chiroptera; Miniopteridae
Gene: CATSPERD
Product: catsper channel auxiliary subunit delta
Biological process (GO): flagellated sperm motility; sperm capacitation
Cellular component (GO): CatSper complex; sperm principal piece
Source: RefSeq, a predicted model, not a curated record
CAUGGUCAGGUUGUAAACUGCGCACCGGCUGCCACGUGCUCAGGCCCAGCUUCUAGGGGCCCGUUCGGGAGACGAUGCGCACACGUGUUCACACAGUGAGGACGGGAAAGAUGUUCAGUAUUGCACAGAAAACUCAAUGGGAAACCCUGUAUUUUUCAUCUGUACCAGCACGCUUGAUUAAACAUCCUUGCAAGGAAAACAUAGCCCUGUAUCUAGGACAACAACUUUUUUUGACGAGAAAUAACUUUCAGAGCAGUCUCUUUCCAUUUUCCAUCCCUACGUCAUUGCAGGUUGGCAUUCCAGAAGUAUCAUCAGCACAUUUUGCUGGUUCAGUAUUGGUGUUAGUAGUGAAUCAGAAAGUCUAUAUUUAUGAUUAUGAAGCUGGUUCCUGGAAUGCAUCUACAGGCAUAAAAUACCCCGUUUCACAUAUUUCUGGUGACAAUUGUUGUUAUAGUGAACAUCCCUUUUGCUUGGAAAUAAGUAAUUUCGUUUUUGCUUAUUUGUAUGGAGAUGAGAUAUCUCAGACCAGUAUAUAUUUCUCAAAUACCCAGGGAUACAAAUUUCAGAAGUAUGUUCAUGAAAGACAGGCAGAACUAGUCGGGUCUUUGGGUGGGAUCUUCUACUUUCACUCGGUGUCACAGGUUGGGCUGCUUCUCUUUAAUCAUGGGAAGGCCAAGUUCUGGUACUCGGACCACCCCCUGAACCGCAGUUUUGGGGUGCCCUUUGACUACAAUGGGACCCUCGACGUCCUGAUCACCCCAGGCCAGAAAGGCAUUCUGAUCUUAUGGUUCGAGAAGAGCCUGUUAAUUUCCCGAAAUGCAGGUCAGCUUGUCUACCCUGUCCGGGUGCAAGUAGGAUACAGCACCGUGUAUUCCUCCAUUUCCGAAGCCAACAUCAGCAUCCACAGCGUGGCUGCCAAUGAAAACGAACUGGCAGUUUUAACUCAGGAGAAUAAUUUGUAUUAUGGCAACCUGGGAAUCCUGAAAAACCUCCUAAUCAAUUUGGUAAGACAAGACGUCUGGUCCCAAGAGGCAGUCCUGAUGUUCACUGGCCUGGGGAUGCUUGAAGUACUGACCCCAGUUCUUGACUUGACUUUUCUAAGUUUUGAUUUCCAGAAGUACUCCGUGAAUAUCCAGGCAGUUCUCAUGAAUGCCAAACUCCAGGUUCACAUCUGCAAAGUAGAACUUCUGCAAGGAGAAUUUGAAAACAAAAUGUAUGUCAUUGAUAUGAACAGCAAAUUGGAGUUGACCGCCUUGAUGAUACCCAGGCCCGGCAUGUCACCGGUUCCACUAACGACGGUGAGCAAUCCCCACUCUUUGGGGUUUCAGGCCAUCAUCUACGAAGACGGCAACACCUACAAUGGGAAUGCCAAGUACAGGCUGAACAUUUCCCUGAGGCAGCAGCAACACUUGGGCAGGGCUGACCCCAACUUCACCUCCAGCAUAAAGAGACCCACGAUGUCCACCAUCACUCUGGACAUAGCCAACAAGGAAAUUUCAUGUGUGGACCUCAAGCCACUGACGGCACUCGUUUCAGUUGGUUGUGACCUGAAGAAAAAGAUUGUCGUUCAGAAAGAAAUAUCAGCCUGUUCCAAAGGCAUCCUUGACGCUGUGGCCCUUGAGGAUAAUUACACCUACAUCAUCGAGAAGGAAGCCUACGACCCCAACUUCCAGGGGCAGAGGGCCACCGAGGACCUGGUGGUGCACUACCCUUAUGAGAAGCUGGGCUGUCCCCUCCUCGUCUACUACGACGACCCAUGGAAGCCUGUGGUGGAACUGUGGUGGGAAGGAAAUUUCCAGGAGGUUAUCGAGGUAGAGGCAGAGUACGUCUUGCUGGAGAUAAACGGGCUGUUCACAUACACAUACUCCCUGACUGCGGGCACCGCGGGCUGCAAGUCCCAGCCGCAGAACUGGACCACUGUCAUGGAGACUGUUGGCAAAAAGGAGCCCUUCGUCUGGCACCGAAAGAACUACGUGAGCUGCCACGAUGCCAACAGUGACACUCCCUUGAAAUGGCCAAAGGCCCCGUAUCAGAUCUUGGGAGGCCCAACUGAAAACAAGGUCAUUUUCGACCAAAGGAAUGGAAUCUAUAUCUUUUACAUUUCUAUCGUGGAUCCAUACUACAGCUACUGUCGCCUGUACACCACCUUCAGCGUCUACGUGCACGGGGCCUUCCCACUGAUCACCCCCUGGGAGGAGGUCAUCACCUUCCUGCUCAUGGUGUUCAUCCUGUUGUCCUUAUGGCUGGCCUACAUGAUCCCCAAACUGCUACACACAGAACUGGGCCACAGGGUCAGAGGAUUCUGGGUCAGUCUGUGCAAAAGGUGUAGAAAAUCUUGUGCAUGUUUCCGACACAAGUAAUGAGCAUGCACUGGAGAGGCUGA